AGAGCAGGUAGGGACACAAAGGGGGAGGGACAGAGACAGGUGGAAAACAGGCUGUAAACAAAUGAGGUGAGGCUGAACUGAGACACACCUGGAGCCAAGUAAAAAUCUAUUGAAAGCAGCACGGACAACCGAAACAGACAGAAAAGGGCUCUGCGUUCCUGAGACUUUGCAACUGUAGCGAAAGAAAAAUGGAGGCGUACGAAAAUGGCAACCCAUGUUGAGAACAGAGAAAGUGACAAGAGGAGAGACGAGAAGAGUGACCGGAGACACCAGAACUGAAAGCAAAAGAAGCUCCCCAGAGUAACAUCAACAAACCCUUCGAAGGUCUGUGAGGAUUCCUCUUCCCUCCAUCUCUACACCAUGGCCUCCAUGGGGAUGCAGAUGUUAGCCAGUGCCCUGUGCCUCCUGGGUUGGGCAAUGGUCAUCAUUAGCUGCCUACUUCCUAUGUGGAAGGUCACCGCCUUCGUGGGCAGCACCAUCGUCACCUCGCAGACCAUCUGGGAGGGCAUCUGGAUGACCUGUGUGGUCCAGAGCACCGGGCAGAUCCAGUGCAAGCCUUAUGAGUCCCUCCUUGCUCUGGGCUCCGACCUGCAGGCUGCCAGGGCUCUCACCGUCCUCGCAAUCGCUACAGGCAGCGUAGGCCUCAUUCUGGCCUUCGUUGGAGGAAAGUGCACCCGCUUCUUGGAUGAAGAAGGAAAUGGGGUUAAGGGUAAGGUGGCUGUAGCAGCUGGGGGAGUGUUGAUAGCCACAGGGGUGCUCUGUUUGAUUCCUACUUCGUGGGCAGCCGGAGCGGUGGUGAGGAGGUUCUACAGCGCCUCCAUAGACGCUCAGCGGCGCGAGAUCGGAGCCUGCCUGUACAUCGGCUGGGGAGCGUCCAUCCUGCUUAUUCUGGGAGGGGGUUUGUUCAUCAGCUCGGCGUGCCCCAUCAAAGCCCAUGAUGCAGACAAGAGCCCCUCUGUCCGCUACCUGGUGGUCCGCUCCUCCAAUGGGUCGACCCAGGUGGGGUCUCAUCGCAGCGGGGUGCCGUCAGCAAAGUCUCAGCCCAUUGGCGCGACCACAGGGCCUCAGCAGUAUACGAGGCCUCCGUGGGAGGACGGGCCUGAGCAGAACUGGAGACAAGCGUCAGAGAGAUCGUGGGCACCAUCGACAAAGUCACAGAUGAAGAGACCGGAGUCGACAAAAUCUGAACACAGUGAGGCACCGUCCACAAAGUCUCAGCUGAAACGAGCAGAAAUGGAAGAGACUUUAUCAGUCAAGAGUGAAAAUGAAGAUGCAUCUUCAAACCCAGCAAGGACAUACUUAUAAUAUGACCACUUGCAACAUAUCGUACAUUAAUAUGCUCUUACGUUUACAAACAUAAUACAGUUUACUAUAACUAAUAAUAGCCAUUUAGAAGCAGUAGUUUGCUUAUUUUGUGAUUGUUUACUGACAUAGAGUAGUUCAAGAGUUUAGAAUUUUAUUUAGGUAUAACUAUACUUGAUAAAAUGUUGUUUUUAAAGGACAGAAGGAAAAAGUUCUGGACUAUUUUCACCAACAUGAAGGAAAAUGCAGCUUUAAUAGGCUGCAUGUGCAAAGACUGAUCAACAAGUAAAUCAAGUGAAGUGUGCUGCAGUUGUCUUCUUGUACAAAAUGUGUAACUGAAGUUUGUUCACAUUAAUUUUGACAUGUUAAUGUGAAACCUGACAAUGAUGACAUCCUUUUUGUUCUCAAUGUUAAAAUGCGCUGAAUGAAGAUGGAUCAGUCUGCAUCAAGACGAUGUAGGAUUUUGUUUUAUGCUGGACAUACGACAACAACAUACAACAUAAGUAAUGAAGUUGCUACACUAUUGUGCUGAAUUUGAACUCUUUAUGUAUAUUUUUCAAUACAAGCAUUUGCUUGUUUCAUUAGUUUAUGUCCUUGAAAAAGUUCACUUGUUGCAUACAAAAAAUUUUGUUAUGAUUGUCAACAAGGGUUUCUGUAAAGACUAUGCUCUUUGUCACAACUGUGAAAUAUCUUCUUUUUUUUUUCUUUUUCUUUUUUCAUUUCCACAGACUACUGAUCUGUGCGCUUAUUUUUCAAUAAAUAACUGUAAUUUGAUCAGGCAUUUUUCCACUUAUCUAAAUGUAAUAAAGAUGCAAAAAUGUGAGCUGAAAAGAGGCUUUGAGAAUCCCCCUGGACUUUCAGUGCAGCGCAUGGCUAUUUAAAUCCACAGGACAAACUGGUUUGACAGAGAGUGUGAUUACAGUGGAGGUGUGUUGGAGGAGGAAGCAUCGUGUGUUUGUCGAGGAUUCAGCAUUUAGUUUCAGUGAAUCAUGUUUGUGGAACAUGUUGCUUGGUUUCUCUUAUUCUGAUGUGCAGGAGGUUCAGUAUCUAGACACAAUACAACGCUGUCAGUUUUCCAAAAUGCAAAAUACAAAAAAGUUUACUGUAACAAAGAA
Stegastes partitus (bicolor damselfish) is the source of this 2417-nucleotide messenger RNA. RefSeq names its product claudin-4-like. The transcript has a single exon. The record is from RefSeq and is a predicted model, not a curated record. Gene Ontology annotation, molecular function: structural molecule activity. Gene Ontology annotation, cellular component: bicellular tight junction; membrane. Lineage: Eukaryota; Metazoa; Chordata; Actinopteri; Pomacentridae. Bases 361 to 1305 code for a protein of 314 amino acids.